Leptidea sinapis is the source of this 1007-nucleotide messenger RNA. RefSeq names its product ras suppressor protein 1 (gene ics). The coding region runs from base 31 to 885 and encodes 284 amino acids. The record is from RefSeq and is a predicted model, not a curated record. Gene Ontology annotation, molecular function: protein binding. NCBI's taxonomy places the organism in Eukaryota, Metazoa, Arthropoda, Insecta, Lepidoptera, Pieridae. The transcript has 6 exons.
ACCAGUUCUAACUGCAAUCAAGAAACAGCAAUGAGUCAUCCGCCAGUUUCCUGUAUACCAAACACUGCUAAAAUGUCGAAAGCUAAAAAGAUAAUUGAAGAAGCGAAAGAAUUAAACAACCCAGAAAUUGAUUUGGUUGACAAAGGAAUCUCUAGCCUUGAUGAAAUACCAGGCCUAUUUACUCUAGAGUACAUUACGAGAUUGACUUUGAGUCACAAUAAACUGCAUGCAGUACCAGCAGGUCUUGCGAAUUUGAUAAACUUGGAGAUCUUGAAUCUAGCAAACAACCACAUAGAAGAGUUGCCAGUCAGUCUAUCGUCUCUGCCAAAACUUCGCAUUCUAAAUGUCUCUCUCAACAGACUGUAUACCUUACCAAGAGGGUUUGGUGCAUUUCCUGUUUUGGAAAUCUUGGACUUGACUUAUAACAAUCUAAAAGAAACAACUCUACCUGGAAAUUUCUAUAUGAUGGAAAGUCUCAGAGCCCUAUACCUAGGUGACAAUGACUUUGAAUAUUUACCUCCAGAGAUUGGACAGUUGAAGAAUCUCCAAAUUUUGUCAAUGAGGGAGAAUGAUUUGAUUGAAGUACCAAGGGAACUAGGACAGCUGGCAAGGCUCCGUGAGUUACAUCUGCAGGGAAAUAGAUUGGUUGUGCUACCUCCUGAAAUAGGAUCACUGGACCUUGCAAGCAAUAAAUCAGUGCUGAGACUCGAAGGCAACUUCUGGAUUCCUCCAAUAGAAGACCAGCUCAAACUUGGACCAUCACAUGUUCUAGACUAUCUGCGGUCAGAGACAUACCGGGUUCUGUACAGCCGACACAAUUCGGCCAAGCCGCCUCCGCCGCCACAGACCCUCGACAAGAGCAAGAAAGCAAGCCGAGCUAGAUAAUAGUGUAGUUGUCUAAGUGGCACUCUGUUUACUUGUGGUGAUCAGACAAUUAUUAUAAUUUACAUACAUUACUAAAACAAUUAAACAAUAAAAGUGUAUGAUUAAAUGAAAAAUAAAAAGUG